UUGACCAAAAAAAAAAAAAGAAAAAACCAAACUUUCUCUCUCUACUUUCUCCUCUUCUUCUUCCUCUUUCUCUCUCUAAAACUCACCGCCUUUUCGCCGCCGUGUGAACUUUCAGUUACCACUGUUUUCUUCUCUCAAAAGAGGCAAAAAGAAGUUCAAAUUUUCUUUUUCUUUUUGCUCCAAAAAAAUUUAUCUUUUUUGUUUAGUUUUUAAACUUUCUUUUUGCUUUUGUAUUGAAAUCUCCAUGAAUUUGCUUUGUUUUAGUUAAACAGUUGAUUAUCUACAAUACCCAUUUCUCCAUCUAUGAAAAUUCAUUGUUUUUUCCUCCAAAAAUUCGAUCUUUUUUCUUUUUUUCUUUUUGCUUUUGUGUUCAUUCUAAUCUCCAUGAAUUUGCUCUGUUUUAGUUAAACUGUUAAUUAUCUACAAUACCCAUUUCUCCAUUUUUGAGAAUUCGAUCUUUUAUGCUUUUAUGUUCAUUCAAAUCUUCAUGAAUUUGCUCUGUUUUAGUAAACAGCUACAAUACCCAUUUCUCCAUUUUUGAAAAAUUUGAUUUUUUUUUGCUUCUGUGUUUAUUGAAAUCUCUAUAAAUUUGCUCUGUUUUUGCUAAAUAGUUGAUUAUCUACAUUACCCAUUUCUCCAUUUUCGAAAAUCUAUUCAUUUUUUUCAUCCAACGGCCAGGAUUCGUUGUUCUCUGUUACUACUAGGGCUCUCUCUGUGAUUGUCAGCUUUUUAAUUUUAGUUCUUUUGUCUUCUCUACACAGAUUUUUGGUUAAUUGGCAUCACGGAAAUGAUUAUUCUCCAAUUAAAGAGGCUAUUUUGGUGUAGUUUAUUCGAAGUUAGUCUUUAAUCCCGUAUGCUUCUAUAUCUUUUAAGCGAAAAGGCGGAAGAGGUUGAAUUCUUAUAGGCUAGGGCUAUGGAGCCUAAUGGACAUAGAAAGGGUAACAAAAAGAAUACGGUUUCCCUUCAAAACGGUGAUCUUAGCACAUUGAAUAUUGAUGAUGAGUUGGAUCCAUGGACUUCCUGGGCGAACAAACCUCACACUAUUACGUUGUUGCUUAUCGGUGCAUGUUUACUCAUUUGGGCUAGUGGAGCUCUCGACUCACAAAACACUUCUUCCAGUGAUAUUGUGGCAUCUGUGAAAAGGGGUGUUUGGGCUAUGAUUGCUGUGUAUCUUGCUUACUCUUUGCUGCAAGCCCCCUCCACCGUGCUCAUUAGGCCACAUCCUGCCAUUUGGCGCCUAGUUCAUGGAAUGGCUGUCAUUUACCUUGUUGCUUUGACGUUUUUGCUUUUUCAGAAGCGGGAUGAUGCUCAGCAAUUUAUGAGAUAUCUACAUCCUGAUCUUGGUAUUGAGCUACCUGAAAGAUCCUAUGGUGCUGAUUGCAGAAUCUACGUACCUGAAAAUCCCACAAACAGGUUUAAGAAUCUUUAUGACACACUGUUUGAUGAGUUUGUUUUGGCUCAUAUCAUAGGGUGGUGGGGAAAGGCCAUCAUGAUUCGUAAUCAACCUCUUUUGUGGGUUUUGUCCAUUGGAUUCGAGUUUAUGGAGCUUACCUUCCGCCACAUGUUACCAAACUUCAAUGAGUGUUGGUGGGACAGCAUUAUUCUUGACAUAUUGAUCUGCAAUUGGUUCGGCAUAUGGGCUGGAAUGCGCACCGUUCGGUAUUUUGAUGGGAAAACAUACGAGUGGGUUGGCAUUAGCAGGCAACCAAAUAUCAUGGGCAAGGUCAAGCGAACUCUUGGACAAUUUACGCCAGCUCAUUGGGAUAAAGAUGAAUGGCGUCCCCUUCUAGGUCCAUGGCGGUUUAUUCAAGUCCUCAGUCUUUGUGUCAUAUUCUUGACUGUGGAGUUAAAUACAUUCUUUUUGAAGUUCUGUCUUUGGAUUCCUCCAAGAAAUCCUUUGAUAGUGUAUAGAUUGGUUUUCUGGUGGUUAAUUGCGUUACCAACAAUCCGCGAAUAUAACUCGUAUCUACAGGACAGAAAACCAGCGAAGAAGGUAGGAGCAUUUUGCUGGCUUUCAGUGGCGAUCUGCAUUGUUGAGCUCCUAAUCUGUAUCAAGUUUGGACAUGGAUCAUUUCCAAACCCAAUGCCCAAAUGGGUGGUAAUUUUAUGGUCAUGUAUCGGUACUGGCCUUUUGAUGUCGUUGGCUGCAUGGUCGUGGCAUUUACAUAGAACGAUGAGGAGAAAGCGCGAUUGAGUUUACGUUUGCAGUUCCCCAGCCAUUCUUUAUUCCUUUGCUUUCAUUUGGGUAGAGUUCAACCAUGUUGUAAAUACCCAUUACCUUGUAACUGUAUAUGGUUUGCAUUUUUUUUAGGUUAAAUCUUAGUACAUUUUAAACAUGUAGUGAACCUCAAUUCUUUUUCAAUAGGCUAAAAAGUUCUUGUUUGUUGAGCUGCAA
Molecule: messenger RNA, 2395 nt
Organism: Solanum pennellii
Lineage: Eukaryota; Viridiplantae; Streptophyta; Magnoliopsida; Solanales; Solanaceae
Product: CDP-diacylglycerol--serine O-phosphatidyltransferase 1-like
Exons: 14
Coding region: 914-2194 (426 amino acids)
Biological process (GO): phosphatidylserine biosynthetic process
Molecular function (GO): L-serine-phosphatidylethanolamine phosphatidyltransferase activity
Source: RefSeq, a predicted model, not a curated record